Malus domestica (apple) is the source of this 581-nucleotide messenger RNA. Lineage: Eukaryota; Viridiplantae; Streptophyta; Magnoliopsida; Rosales; Rosaceae. The record is from RefSeq and is a predicted model, not a curated record.
GUUCGAACCUCCAGGAUGUCUGAGAUGUUUUUUAAUUUUUUGGAGAACUUAACAAAACCCUUUAACCCUUUAACCCUAGCAACCAUACCCAUACCUUUUAUUUUUUUUCAUUCCCUUCCUCUCUCUCUCUCGUUCCCUGCCUCCUCUCCUCCAGAUGUCCGAUCGAUGCCGGUGCGCAAGGACGACGAGGUCCAGGUCGUGCGUGGGACCUAUAAGGGCCGCGAGGGCAAGGUCGUCCAGGUGUACCGCCGGAAGUUGGUCAUCCACAUCGAGCGGAUCACCCGAGAGAAGGUGAACGGGUCCACCGUCAAUGUCGGCAUCAACCCCUCCAAGGUCGUCAUCACCAAGCUCCGCCUCGACAAGGACCGCAAGUCUCUGCUGGACCGCAAGGCCAAGGGCCGCGCCGCCGCUGACAAGGACAAGGGCACCAAGUUCACCGCAGAGGAUAUCAUGCAGAACGUCGAUUGAUUUCGAUCGAUUUCAUUUGGGUUCGUGUUUUUGUUAUUGAAAUGAAAUUAGCGACUAUCAAGUUAAGCACUUUAGUUUUGAUUAUGCUUUAAUGGAUUUGGCGUUUAAUCUGA